Messenger RNA from Dichomitus squalens LYAD-421 SS1, 2612 nucleotides. RefSeq names its product glutamine synthetase/guanido kinase. NCBI's taxonomy places the organism in Eukaryota, Fungi, Basidiomycota, Agaricomycetes, Polyporales, Polyporaceae. Gene Ontology annotation, molecular function: glutamine synthetase activity. The transcript is spliced from 19 exons. The record is from RefSeq and is a predicted model, not a curated record. The coding region runs from base 48 to 1526 and encodes 492 amino acids.
CAGAGCUCCACAUAUUCAGCUACUACAGAUAUUCAGCGGCGCUCGCCAUGUCCGGGAACAAAGUCGUCGGCGUGACGCCGACAUCGAGUGCUCCGAACUCGAUAUCUGACCUGGAAGCUUUGCUCAAGGACGACAUCAAAGUGAAGGUUGCGGGCAUUGAUGUCGAUGGUGUCCUGAGAGGAAAGUACAUGUCUAAGGAGAAGUUUCUCAGCGCCGCGAGUUCCGAAGGGUUCAACUUCUGCAGCGUCAUUUUCGGAUGGGACAUGCACGACACCGUAUAUCCCAAGGAGCUGUUGAUCUCCAAUAGAGCGAAUGGUUACCGUGACCUUAUCGCGUCCAUAGAUCUCGCGACAUAUCGGCGGAUACCCUGGGAGGGCAACGUGCCAUUCUUCCUCGUCUCGUUCUUGGACCCGGACACAAGGGAGCCCAUCUGCGCAGAUCCCCGCGGCGUGCUACGACAAAUUGUCGUCAACGCGCGCAACAAUGGCUGGCGGUGUAUGGCCGGCUGUGAAUAUGAGUACUUCCAAUUCAAAGAAACUCCCGAUUCUUUGGCGGCGAAGAAGUUCACCGACCUUCAGCCGUUGACGUCCGGAAUGCAUGGGUAUUCGUUGUUGCGCACGCAGCUCAACACCGGAUACUUUAACGACAUCUUCGAUGAGAGCUUGAAGUUCCAAGUACCGCUGGAAGGGCAUCACACGGAGACCGGGCCGGGUGUCUACGAGACCGCGCUGGCAUAUACUGACGCUCUGCGAAUGGCUGAUAAUGCCAUCCUAUUCAAAUUCCUUGCUAAGAGUAUCGGUAUCAAGCAUGGAGUGGUACCAAGCUUCAUGGCCAAACCCUGGGGCAAUCUUCCGGGCUGUAGCGGGCAUAUUCACGUAUCGUUGCGCGACGCCAAUGGGAAGAGUAUUUUUGCCGUCUCCGAUGCUGAUUUGAAGAACGGACGCACUGAUGCGCAAUAUGACGACACGAAGUUCCUUAGUCAAGAAGGCGAAUGGUUCCUGGCCGGAAUCCUGGAUGGCCUUCCGGAUGUUAUGCCUAUGCUCGUGCCGACGAUCAACGGAUACAAGCGUCUCGUUGGAGGCGAGGCGUUCUGGGCGCCGAAUGCGGUCACCUACGGGUACGACUCGCGCGCCGCGUCUGUUCGGAUAAUCUCGCCCCCUUCCGUCCCACCAGCGGCCACUCGGAUGGAGAUCCGGGUGCCUGGGGCGGACAUGAAUCCCUACUUUGCGUUGAGCGCAAUCUUCGCUCUGGGGCUGCGUGGCAUUGAGAAGAAGCUGCGUCUCCCUGGGCCACCUGUCAGCCAGUUGACGCUCGAAGACAAGAAGGCAGGGAAGGUUCAGAUGCUGCCAACCUCCCUUGAGGCCGCCACUGAGCGCAUGAUGCGUCCAGAGAGCAUCGCACGCGAGGAGGCUGUGUUCGGGAAUGACUUUGUGGAACACUUCGGUGGUACGAGACAGCAUGAGGUUAGGUUGUGGAACGAGGCGGUUACCAGCUGGGAAGUGGAAAGAUACUUGGAAUUGGCAUGAUUGAACCCGAGGAACCGUAACAAACGCAUGUACGAUAACUCGAUGGGGAGGACCGGAACAAGAGGGACAAAUGUACAACGAAGCGAGGUCCGGCAGCAUGUAAUUGGGAACUGUACAGAUGGGGAACACAACGUUUAUUCCUCGAUUAGACAUUGUCCAGGAUGGGAGGCCUUAGCGAGGGAUCAGCGUUGGCCAUGUGAUCGUCUGUUACGCGACCCCAGCAGCAGCUCCCGGUGCAGAGGCUUCGGCGGCGGCUGCGUUGGGCACAGCAGAUUCCUCAGCGGCGGCAGCAUGGACUUCUGCAGUUGCAGCAGGGGCGACGUCGCCGGUCGCCGAUUCGUCUGCCUUCUUCGAGCCACGUACUCCCUUCAGCCACCCUAGGAAGUGUUUCACAUCGUUCGCGAUGGAGCCUGGUAUAGAGGAUUCCGCGAUGAAUACCGGGAUGUUCCCACCUGGAGUGCUGGAAGUCGCCAUGCGCCAUUCGACCUUGCCGUUAUCAAGCUCCAAGAUGCGUUCAACACUCGCGUAACGGCCCUUGACGCCUUUCUCCUCCAACUUUUCGGCCUCCGGGUCCCCCGAGACAUCGACAGGCACAGAGACGACGAUUCCUGUCCUCGGAGACGUCUCGCUGAACCAAAUCGUUUGCACGACAGUGAAUACACGGGGCGAAACUGGGGGUGGGAAUUUGUAGAAUAGCGUCCAAACGGACUGGUUUUGGGAGAUCUGUUUGAUCAAUUGGACCUUCUCGAUUUCAGGGAUAUAUUGCAUCUCGUUGUUUGCUUUGUCUUUCCCUAGUUUGUCCCAAAACUCCUCGAAGGUCACUUCGUCCUUGUCGUGUUCGCUCACCCGGGCAUGCCAGGCUGCGCCGUCCUUCGGACCCUUCUUGCGGGACAGCGUCUUCACAGUGUUCUUGUGGAAGCUCUUUCCAUGUUUCCAAUUCGCAGUGUCGUUCAAAACCUCGCGACCGGCUUUGAUGAUUACGUCCUCGGAAGGGAUUUCCGACAACUUGAGAGGUGUGAUCGACAAGUAAAACUCCGAUGUAGACAUUAUGAGCAGUCCUAUGUUCGAAGGGAUGGUGGUCUCUGG